UUCAAGUCUGUCUCUGUGUCUCUUUCGCUAAUACAAUUUAUACAAACACUCUCUUUUUCUUUAAUGUCCCUCUCUCUCUCUGUCUCUAAAGUCAAAUCCCUUAAACUUUACGUUACACCUAGAGCACUUCUCCUAUAUAUGGAACCCACCAUUUUUUUUUCCAUUAAUUUCCUCUCAACGCUAGCUCUUGUUCUUGUGGCUCUGUUUGCUUAAACAAUGGUACAACACCACCACCGGAACCGCCUCCGUCAGGACCAAGAGACAGUCGAAGAGAGAAAGGAAAAAAGACCCAAGUUCUUCAUCAACGAUCACGUAGACAUCCUCGUAGAAAUACUCAAACGCCUAGACGGCCGUUCCCUUGGCGUCGCCGCCUGCGUUUGCCGUCUCUGGUGCUCCAUCGCUCGCAAUGACUCUCUCUGGGAAGACCUCUGCUUCCGCCACGUGUCCCCUCCUCCUUCCAGCGUGCGUUCCAUCGUUGUUGCCCUGGGUGGCUACAAGCGUCUCUACAUGGUUUGCGUGAGACCCGUGCUGAGCCGACUCGGACGAGUCAGGAGGGCUUCUUGGACUCGCGACGAGGUUCAGCUCUCGUUGUCUUUGUUUUGCGUUGAUUGCUACGAAAGGCUUGGUGGCGUUGGUGGAAGUAAUAGUAAUAGUAGUAACGGGAGGCUCGUCGGCGAAUCGUUACCGUCGUCUCUAAUGUUCCUUUGCAAGCCCGUGAACGUUUGAUAAUUCGUCGUCUUUUUAUUAUAUAUAUUUUCAAUUUAGUAAUAUACCUCAAAAUGAAAACCAUGAUAAAAUUCUUUGUAGCUUUUAUUAUUUUUUGUUAUAAUUAUUUGCGAAUUGUUACUCGAAUUGUCAUUAAUGAAAAAUAAAAGGUUUUUUUGGGAAUAGGCACUGAUUUCAUUUUCCAACAAACAGUAAAACAUUGCUGCCAAACAAUAGCAACAAAUUAUGAAAUUACAAUACAA
Messenger RNA from Durio zibethinus, 968 nucleotides. Its product is annotated as F-box protein SNE-like. Gene Ontology annotation, molecular function: protein binding. Lineage: Eukaryota; Viridiplantae; Streptophyta; Magnoliopsida; Malvales; Malvaceae. Gene Ontology annotation, cellular component: SCF ubiquitin ligase complex. Gene Ontology annotation, biological process: regulation of gibberellic acid mediated signaling pathway; gibberellic acid mediated signaling pathway. The record is from RefSeq and is a predicted model, not a curated record.